Molecule: messenger RNA, 1448 nt
Organism: Laccaria bicolor S238N-H82
Lineage: Eukaryota; Fungi; Basidiomycota; Agaricomycetes; Agaricales; Hydnangiaceae
Product: putative proline-rich protein
Exons: 2
Coding region: 36-1322 (428 amino acids)
Source: RefSeq, a predicted model, not a curated record
GACGCCGGUCGCCCACCUCGACAACACUCAGCUCAAUGGAUUUCCCAUAUACUAAAGGAAUUGUGCGGCCCAACGCCCAACGCCUGAGCCUCUCUUUAUCGCCGCUGGUCGCGCAGAGGUCUCUUCUCUUCCGAGUGCAAACCGACCUGAGGAACCAGGCGGAUUAUGGCCAGCUUUCGUCAUCAGACGUCUCCUCUACACUAUGGACCGCGAGCGCAUUGCCGUCGAAUGUUGCUAUGUUAGCUGGCACACAACCCAAGAGCAGCGCGAUCUCCACUUCGAGUCUCUACAGUCAAGAUUCAUGGAGGUCUCCGCCCCCACCGGUCAAAACUGAUGUAAAGCGGUACGCAAUGUCGUUCAGCCCCAGCGUCGAAUGGGAGGAGCAGAAAUCUGAUGAGGGCUCACUCAUGUCGACGACACCUAUACAAUCGUCACACCCUGUCGACCCUGCGGGGAUGACGACCUCGCCGUCUAGCAGCGAUCUCCCUACGCCGGAGGCCUCGGAGGACUCACUAGCAACGGAAUACAACAAAUGGAAAGAAGCCAAGGUGCGAGAGGGCAACAGGAAGAAGUUGAAGAAGGUCCACCCUACCACUCCCAAACGAGCCUCAAGGUCUUCAAAGGCAUUUAGCAAAGUCCUAGCGCGUCUCUCCAUCCAACCUUUGGCCAAACGGGCUGCAAAACGCCAAACGAUGCCAGCCUUGUCGCCCAUUUUCCAGUUGCCGGAAGUCCAGAUGUCGCCGAUGCAUAUUCCUAUCCCAGCGUCUCCUGGUAGCAGUCCUACGUCGGAAAACAUCACUCUGCAACUUUCACCUCCGGUUCGCAGUUCGAUUAGCCUUGUUCGUAAGACCACUGUGGCCGAUGGCAAGCCGCAUCCACCCCCAUAUCGGCGUAUCCACAAGCGUUACCCCAGUUCCCCAGCUAUAUUGGGUUGGAAUCCCAAGAUGCUUCCCACCGCGCCAUGUUCAGAGCUCCCAACUCACAUCUUGGAAUCGGCAAUUCCGCGCCCACGUAGUCAUAUUGUUAAGAGGAACUCUACUCCCGUCCCUCCUGUGCCCCCCCUGCCUGCACACAUUUUGGAACAAGAUCAUAACGCGAUUGACCGUCUUCGUCAGCUGCGUUCAGAGGUUGCCAGUGCUCCGUCGAAGACGGCUCUAUCCCAGAAACGUGCCACCUUGCACAAUCCAUGUCUUUCAUCCUCGGCUGUUUCAAGGAUAGAUACUAGACCAUCAGUACGCGAUGGACCGCUUUCCACUCGCUUGCGUUCUCGCAGCUUUAGCCAAAGGCACACUGGUCGUUCACUUCGUGACAUUCAUGAGUAGCAUGAGUAGACGCUAAUUUCGCUUUUUUUCGUUUGGCGGCUUUGAGGCUGGGACACUGAGGUGGAUGGAAGGAACAGUUUUUGAUUUGUAAAAAUGUUGUCCAUAUGUACACUAACUGGGAAAAAA